Molecule: messenger RNA, 1166 nt
Organism: Brachypodium distachyon (stiff brome)
Lineage: Eukaryota; Viridiplantae; Streptophyta; Magnoliopsida; Poales; Poaceae
Product: protein FAR1-RELATED SEQUENCE 5-like
Exons: 4
Coding region: 99-1166 (355 amino acids)
Biological process (GO): regulation of DNA-templated transcription
Source: RefSeq, a predicted model, not a curated record
GAGCUCACAUGCUGAUCUGCUUCGUCAUUCCCAGGACCUGGAGCUCAAGCGCUGCUCUACUUUGGUUUGAUCAACUCCCCUAUUUCUCAUGGAAGUAAAUGGUUGAAUUUGAUCAAUUUCUCUAUUUGUCCAUGGAAGAAGAAACUAUGAAAGAAACAGAGGUGGCAGAGGAGAUUAACAGAUCAAGCAAUGAUCCUAAUUUAAAUAGAGUUGUACUGCCAGGUUUGGUACCUCAUGUUGGCAUGGAAUUUACAAAUUCAGAUGAAGCUUGGGCAUUUUGGCUGAGCUAUAGUGGGCAGCAAGGCUUUGAGGUCAGAAAAAGGUAUACAAACAAAAGAGCAUCUGAUGGGAAAGUUACAUCAUGUAAAUUUGUUUGUGCAAAUGAGGGUCAUCGAUCACAAGACAAAAUGGACCAUUUAACAAAGUUGCCUCGAGCUGAAACUAGAACCGAUUGCCAAGUGCACAUGAGUGUUAACAUGGACCGGAAAAAGGAAAAUCUCAAAGUGACUAAGCUGAUUUUGGAACACAAUCACACACUGCACCUGCCAGAAACUUUACAUUUAAUGGUGUCACAGAGGAAAAUUUCAGAGUUACAAGCUUUUGAAAUUGAAAUGGCAGAUGAUGCAGGUAUUGGGCCAAAAGCCUCACAUGAGUUUGCAAGUCGCCAAGUUGGUGGAGGACUCAAUCUUAGCUAUACCCUCCGUGAUCACAAGAAUUAUUUGCGGACCAAGCGCCAACGAGAAAUGGCAUAUGGCCAAGCAGGUAGCAUGCUUAAGUAUUUUCAAGACAAGAUUGCUGAAAACCCAUCAUUCCAAUAUGCAUUGCAAAUGGAUUGUGAAGAACAAAUAGCAAACAUAUUUUGGACUGAUGCUAAAAUGAUCAUGGACUAUGCACAUUUUGGCGAUGUGGUUAGUUUUGACACUACUUUUGGAACAAACAAAGAGAGUAGGCCCUUCGGUGUUUUUGUCGGAUUCAAUCACUUUAGAGAAACUGUAGUUUUUGGUGCAGCUCUCAUGUAUGAUGAGACCUUUGCAUCUUUCAAGUGGUUGUUUGAGGCCUUUCUAAAUGCUCAUAAAGGAAAGGUGCCUGAAACAUUAUAUACAGAUCAAGAUGCCGCAAUGGGAAAGGCAGUUGGAGAAGUGAAUGAGAAGUACACAAUUGAGUGA